AUGGCGGACGCCCGGAGGACCAAGAGGGUGCAGACUUUUGGCCGUAAGAAGACGGCAGUCGCCGUUGCCCUCUGCACGGAAGGCAGGGGUAUCAUCAAAGUCAAUGGCGCUCCCUUGAAUCUCCUCAAGCCUGAGGCGUUGAGGGUCAAGGCUUGCGAGUCUAUCCUCGUUCUCGGCAAGGAAAGAUUCCAGGGCAUUGACAUCCGCGUGCGAGUUCGCGGGGGUGGUUUUGUCUCGCAAGUGUAUGCCAUCAGGCAGGCUAUCGCGAAGGGCGUUGUCGCAUACAACCAAAAGUAUGUCGAUGAGGCUACCAAGAAAGAGAUCCGCGACAGCUUGGUCGCUUGUGACAGAUCCCUUGUUGUUGCGGAUCCCCGCCGCUGCGAGCCAAAGAAGUUUGGUGGACCUGGUGCGCGUGCAAGAUACCAGAAAUCCUACCGUUAA
Molecule: messenger RNA, 441 nt
Organism: Cyclospora cayetanensis
Lineage: Eukaryota; Apicomplexa; Conoidasida; Eucoccidiorida; Eimeriidae
Product: 40S ribosomal protein S16
Exons: 3
Coding region: 1-441 (146 amino acids)
Biological process (GO): translation; maturation of SSU-rRNA from tricistronic rRNA transcript (SSU-rRNA, 5.8S rRNA, LSU-rRNA)
Cellular component (GO): cytosolic small ribosomal subunit; ribosome
Molecular function (GO): structural constituent of ribosome; RNA binding
Source: RefSeq, a predicted model, not a curated record